Molecule: messenger RNA, 2834 nt
Organism: Chroicocephalus ridibundus (black-headed gull)
Lineage: Eukaryota; Metazoa; Chordata; Aves; Charadriiformes; Laridae
Gene: SENP5
Product: SUMO specific peptidase 5
Exons: 9
Coding region: 132-1841 (569 amino acids)
Biological process (GO): proteolysis; protein desumoylation
Cellular component (GO): nucleus
Molecular function (GO): deSUMOylase activity
Source: RefSeq, a predicted model, not a curated record
CAUGUCUCAUGUGGGACGCCGGACGGUGCUGCCUUACCUGUGAAGAAAGGCGGUUUUGUCUAUAGCGGGAAGGAGAGCAAUAAUGGUGAGGGCAACACAAUCCUGGUAGUUUUAAACAACUAUAAAAGGAAAUGCUGUUGCAAAGGGAGUGGAAUGGAACUUGUGGCCCCUUGACAGCUAUAAAGAGGUCCAAAUCUAACCAUCAUACCGUAAAAAAGAGAUCUUUAUUUAUGAUGCAUAAGAAACUUUCUAUGGUUAGGUUUCGGUAUAGAAUUAUAAAAUCGGCGGAACUUCGAGCAAGAGGCAAAACCUGCAAAUUGAGAAAAAUCAAGCCAAGGUGGGUGGAGAAAGUUACGAGGGACCAUCGAGAGACGCUCCAGCGGGAUUUUGAAAGUGGAUUGUGUAAUUGGCUUUCCUCCUGGAAAUCUAAAAGCAACCGUCUUUGGAACCGGUACAGCUUAUCAGAUAUGAACAAUAAUACACCCGAGUCCUUAGGCGAGGAGAACGAAAUAGGCGCAGCCGAGCUCUGCCGCACGCAGGACGCGUUACCGUGUGCUGAGGAGCCGGAAUCCGCAGGGCAGGACGGCGGUGCGGAUGCUGUCCCAGCAGAACUGCCUGCUGGAGCUUCUCCGGGGGCAGAGACCUUGCCCCGGGUGGAGACCAACGGGGCUCUGGCCGACCGUCACUGCUCAGACAUUUUCGUCUCCGUGGCAGGAAAAGAAAUUGCUGUUUCAGGUCAAGAUGAGGCAGAACCUAAUGAGGUUAUGGGUGUAGAUGGAAUGGUACUGUUGCAAUCCUCCUUGCAGGAUUCUGAUGUCAAUGAUAAUUUUGCAAAUGGACCUUUAUCCAUGGAGCUGGCACAAAAUGAGGACAGCUCUAGCCAAAUGGAAGUGGAGGGCUCCUUAAACCCGGACGUUUUCAGUGCAAAGUUACUAGAUCACCCUUACUGUAAAAGUCCUCUCGAGGAGCCUUCACCAGAAAGCACAGAACUAAGAUCAGGAACUCGGAAGGGAGGCAAAAGGACGAGUCAGAAAGCUUCCCGGGUGGCUGACGAGCAGUUGGCAGCGUGGCUUUGUGGAUUCCUAGAUGAAGUUAUGAAGAAAUAUGGCAGUUUAGUUCCACUCUGUGAAAAAGAUGUCAUGGGAAGAUUAAAAGAAGUCUUUAAUGAAGAUUUCUCCCAUAGAAAACCUUUUAUCACCAGGGAAAUCAUGAAGUAUCGGGAAAAACAUCCAAAAACCUCCACUUGCAAUUUCCGGGUCUUCUAUAAUAAGCACAUGCUAGAUAUGGACGAUUUAGCUACACUGGAAGGCCAGAACUGGCUCAAUGACCAGAUCAUUAACAUGUAUGGUGAACUCAUAAUGGAUGCAGUCCCUGAAAAGGUUCAUUUCUUUAACAGCUUUUUUCAUAGACAGCUCGUAACCAAAGGAUAUAACGGGGUAAAGCGAUGGACUAAAAAGGUGGACUUGUUCAAAAAGACUCUCUUGUUAAUUCCUAUUCACCUGGAAGUCCACUGGUCCCUCAUUACUGUGAACAUCCCCAGUCGAAUUAUUUCAUUUUAUGAUUCCCAAGGCAUUCAUUUUAAGUUUUGCGUAGAGAACAUUCGAAAGUAUUUGCUGACUGAAGCGAAAGAGAAGAAUCGCGCCGAGUUCCUUCAGGGUUGGCAGACUGCUGUGACAAAGUGCAUUCCACAACAGAAAAAUGACAGUGACUGUGGGGUUUUCGUGCUCCAGUACUGCAAGUGCCUCGCCUUAGACCAGCCUUUUCAGUUCUCCCAGGAAGAUAUGCCCCGAGUGAGAAAAAGGAUUUACAAGGAGCUGUGUGAACGCCAGCUAAUAGACUAAUAAAAUGCAGCCAACCUAAUUUCUCUGGCAUUUCUGACAAGUUGCAGCUGGUGUUUGUGUACUUGAAUUUCUGAAAACUUCCGUGAAUUUUGAGCGAUUCUCAGCUGAGUGGUGUGGCCACUGUUGUUACCUCAGUUUUUUUGACGAGCUCUUUAACUGGCAGAACAUAACAGAGCUGCCAUAAAAUAUUCCUUAUGUCAGUUUGGUUCUCUUAUGUUCUUUCCUGUAUUUAAUAUUUAUUAUCUCAGCAUGCACAUAGGCAAAGCAUGCAACUAAAACCAUAAAACUGUAGAUUUGGUGCACCUUUGAGAUGUAGCUAGAAAUGACAAAUACAGGUGAUUUUGUCUGGAAACAUAAAGAUGCAUGAUAUGUUUUCUGAUGCAAUAAUGCUUUGAAUGUAUCAAAAAAAAAAAUCAAUGCCAUAAAAAGAACAGCUAGAACCUAUUUGGUAGUUCCAUUGUCCCUGUUGUGGCUGUAUAAUACCCAAUUACCACUUUUUAGGGUGGCUAAACUCAUCUACAGAUCUAAUUUGUGGAGACCCCUUUUUUAAAUAGAUCGAGUUGCUAAUAAAGUUUGUUCUGUUAACAUUUAUCCAGCUGUCAUUAUCAGCCUGUCCCUAUAGAUAAAAGCAGCCUUUGCACAAAUAAAGCUUCAGCACUUGUCUGUCAAGUAAGCAGUACGGAGGUGGUCAGUCAGUCAGGGUGACGGUAUGUUCCUAUAUGCUGCAGAAGUCUCCACGAUAUGCGUAUUAAGGAGAAUUAUAAAGCUGAAGAAUCACAGCUUAGAUCCUAAGAUAAACUCCUUGGCUGCAACUGUUUAAAUCUCAGCUGGCUUUGACUCCUUUUUCAGUUCCACAAGAUGCAGUCAAAUGUACCGUUUCGGCAUCGCUCCCUUCGGCUCUGUCUUCGAAUGAACUCCCUUCCAGCUUGUCGUGUUUAACCUCCCGUUGGCUUUUGCCUUUGUUCAAAUAUAAAUGAAUUCAUUUCUGCUGCA